Molecule: messenger RNA, 1358 nt
Organism: Macadamia integrifolia
Lineage: Eukaryota; Viridiplantae; Streptophyta; Magnoliopsida; Proteales; Proteaceae
Product: amino-acid permease BAT1 homolog
Exons: 9
Coding region: 117-1358 (413 amino acids)
Biological process (GO): amino acid transport; transmembrane transport
Cellular component (GO): membrane
Molecular function (GO): transmembrane transporter activity
Source: RefSeq, a predicted model, not a curated record
GGACAUAGAACUGAUUCUCUUAGUCUCUGUCACUGGUGAAUCUUGACCACAUAGAGUAAUAGAAAAGAGAAGUGAAGAAAACAAGAUGGAUUCAAUUCUGGUGGGCUUGUGAAGAUAUGAUGACUAAUUCACAACCUCAGGCUCUCCAGAUGGAUAGGGGAGGGGAAAAUCUAGACAGGAGAGUUCAUGCUGUUGAAAUUGAUUCAGGAGAGAAGCGUCUCAAUGAGCUUGGUUACAAGCAAGAACUCAGAAGAGAAAUGUCUCUGUUGAAGACAUUUGGGAUUACAUUCUCAAGCAUGGCGGUUUUCAUAGGGACCCCUUUGUAUGGUUCAAGUCUUCUUUACGCAGGGCCUGCGCCUAUGAUAUGGGGAUGGGUGGUGGUUACAUUCUUCACCUGGUUCAUUGGGAUUGCCAUGGCUGAGAUCUGUUCUUCUUUCCCAACAGCUGGUUCACUUUACUUCUGGGCUGCUCAUUUGGCUGGCCCCAGAUGGGGUCCAUUUGCAUCUUGGUGCUGUGCUUGGCUAGAAGUAAUCGGUCUUGUUUCUGGAAUAGGUGCACAGGCUUAUUCAGGGUCACAGACAUUGCAAAUCAUCAUUUUACUAUGUACCGGUACAAACAAGGGUGGCGGAUACUUUGCUCCUCCCUGGGUGUUCUUAUGCAUGUAUAUAGGUCUAACCGUGAUAUGGGCAGUACUCAACAUCUUUGCAUUACAAGUUGUAGCCUUUCUUGGGAUAUUCUCAAUAGUGUGGCAGGUAAUUGGUGGUCUGGUUGUAGUUAUAAUGCUCCCCUUGGUGGCACUGCAUACUCAAUCUGCUUCUUAUGUGUUCACUCAUUUUGAGACAUCUCCAGAGUCAACUGGGAUCAGUAGCACACCCUAUGCAGUGAUUCUAUCAGUACUUCUCAGUCAUUACUGCUUGUAUGGUUAUGACACUGCUGCACAUAUAACAGAGGAAACAAAGGAUGCUGACAUUACUGGCCCUACUGCAAUUCUCUCAAGCAUAGGAGUCAUCACAUUGUUUGGAGGGGCUUUCUACUUAGCUCUUACUUUCAGCAUUCAGGAUCUGAACUACUUAUACGACCCGACCAAUGAGACAGCUGGGGCACUUGUACCAGCACAAAUAAUCUACGAUGCAUUUCAGGGAAGGUUCCAUCACUCUGGAGGAGCUAUAGUUUUCCUAUUCAUCAUAUGGGGAUCCUUUUUCUUUUGUGGCCUUUCAGUCACUGCUAGUGCAGCCAGAGUAGUGUAUGCAUUCUCAAGGGAUGGAGGAAUUCCCUUUUCAUCAAUAUGGAGACAAUUGCACCCAAAAUACAAGGUGCCAAAGAAUGCAGUUUGGUUGCCAGAUGCUGGGCCGGGUUAG